AUGGGGCCAGAGUUAGUUUCUGAUACCGAAGAGAAGGUAAAACUGAUUCGAGAUCGAUUGAAGGAAGCAUCUGAUAGGCAAAAGUCUCACGCAGACCUUAAACACUGUGAGAUUGAAUUUUCUAUGGGGGACUAUGUUUUUCUUAAGGUGUCUCCAUGGAAAAAGAUAUUGAGGUUUGGGCAGAAGGUUGAGGAGAUCGAGUUUAGACCAGAUCUGACCUUCGAGGAUGAGCCAGUGCAGAUUUUGGACUGUAAGGUUAAAGUACUAAGAAAGAAGUCUAUUCCUCUAGUCAAAGUGCUUUGGCAUAAUCACAGUUCAGAAGAAGCCACGUGGGAACCCGAAGAGGCAAUGUGA
Gossypium raimondii (Peruvian cotton) is the source of this 354-nucleotide messenger RNA. RefSeq lists its product as uncharacterized. The transcript has 2 exons. The record is from RefSeq and is a predicted model, not a curated record. NCBI's taxonomy places the organism in Eukaryota, Viridiplantae, Streptophyta, Magnoliopsida, Malvales, Malvaceae. Bases 1 to 354 code for a protein of 117 amino acids.